Molecule: messenger RNA, 1088 nt
Organism: Thamnophis sirtalis
Lineage: Eukaryota; Metazoa; Chordata; Lepidosauria; Squamata; Natricidae
Source: RefSeq, a predicted model, not a curated record
AACCACAUGCCCAGAUCUGAAGGGCGCUGGAGGAAUCGUCACGCCGCUCUACUUCGGGCAUGGAGCCAGCGUUCACACGAUCCGCGAAGGGGGCUGGUUGUCCCCGUGCAAACCCGAACAACCAAGCAACCCCGGAGGCGCAAAGUGUUUCUGAAAUCAUGGAGAGCCCCAACAACUUCUGCCGUCUUUGUGGCAGCGUGCUGCGUGGGAAUCAUCGGCGGUGGCUAUUCAGCCGGAACAGUUCCAGCUCGCGCCCCGACCUGCUGGUGAUACUCUCCUAUGUUCUCGACCGAGAGCUUCCCCAGCGUGGAGAUGGGCGCGGAGAAUUCCUGUGUGGGAAAUGUGCCCACACCUUGGCGCGGGUAUAUAAUUUUGACACGGUCAUCGCCCGGAUUCAAGCACUCUCCAUUGAGAGCCUCCAGCGCCUGCUUUUGGAGAAAGACCAGUUGGUCCGCUCGCUGCGCCACAUCUACAUGCGGCGGUUUCCAGAUAAUGAGGCCUCUGUGUCCUACACGGGCCAAGAGAUCUCAGCCAGCAUCGCGGAUUUGCCACAUGUGCAGUACCAGCGCCUCCUGCAGGACGAUAUGGCCCUCUCUGAAUAUGAGUGCUGGGCUGACGCCCCUGACAGCAGCCAGCCGGGCACCCCGUGUCGGAACCGCCAAUGUCGCAGCUGUCACGGGCUGAGGGUGGACGACAACACUUAUGAGUGGGUGUGCCGGACACCGAGACGGCUGGGGUCCCCUGUCUUCCCCCUCUGCCGGGACAAGUCGCAGAGCAUGCCUACCGUGUGCUGCACGAGCUCCCAGGCCUCUCUGCUGUCCCAGAGCUUGGGGGACGUCGAGUCGUGUUCCAUGCUAUCGUUGGACACUUUGCCAGAAUCGGAACUAGCAUGGGAGGCGCUGAAAAACCUAAAGGACAUUAGAAGGAAGCCGCUAAAGGUCCCAUCUGGAAGUAAAAUCCCCGUCUUGGUGGGCAACUGGCAGAGGGCCACUCCCCGGAGAGAGAGACCCUUCGAAAAAGAAUUAUUUGAGGACCUAAUGGUUGAGUUUCUGCCUUUUGACCCAAAGGUAAGAGGUACGAAAAAGUAA